UUAAAAUGUUGUCAUGAGCUUGCUUGGGUGUGAUUUUUGCCUGAACCUGCGUCCAAUACUACCUAUGUUGUGGUAGGUAGUCAAUAAUUAUUAUUAUUCAUCUAUACCGAGUCUUCUCAAUCCUUUUUCUCCCUCUCUUUCCUCAUCUCGUUUAGCAAAUCGAUAAUAAUAUCCUCCUUCCUUGCCUGUUGCUCACCCUGUCGGGGAAUUACAACGAUCUCCCUACAGCCAAACUGUCACCAUUCUUUAUGGUCAACACCGAUUUUCCCCAUUCAACCAAUACUGACAGAUUUGUGCUGAACCUCACCACACUUGUCAACGACCUCCAGCUUGCAAAGCGACAACUACUACCUAUAAAAGUCUUCACACUUCUGCAGGUUUUUAACAGUAUCAGCUUAUACACGAUCUAGUCGACAGCUAUUGUUGGAAAUGGUUGGACAGCAGUUUAUUCUAAUCGUUGCUGUUGCAUUAAUCUGCACAGCAAUGGCGGCUCCCGAGCCGGUUCCGGUAGCCCUGCCUCACCAUGGAGAUGGCGGCUACGGAGGCGGUUACGGGGGUCACGGAGGUCACUACCACGGAGGUCAUGGAGAUCACUACCAUCACGGAGGUCACUACCCUCAUGGUGGUCACGGAGGUCACUACCCUCAUGGUGGUCAUGGAGGUCACUACCAUGGAGGUCAUGGGGAUCAUUAUGGAGGUCACGGAGGUCAUCAUGGAGGACAUUACCAUGGAUGAUUUCCACGUCACACUUUGUAUAAGUCAUCUUCCAUUAUCAACAUUCCAUAACAUCAUUCCAAAAGUUCCACAAUUGUAUCAUACUUCACAUCAAUCAUAAUGUUAUAAACUACAUUAUGUUACCAUAAUAUAAUUAUUCAUUUUUUCAUGAAAUAUCCAAGAUACUGUGAUAGGGUUAUUAAAUUUUGUUCCUGUUUGAAUUUGAGUAGUAAAUUAUUUAUUAAUUUCCAAAUUAGUUUAAAUUCACUUUAAAUUUAUUGAAUCCGGCAAUUUUCGCUGAAGAUGAUGCCCACAUGAGUCCCAGAGGGACAUUUGUGCGUGGGGGUAAAUGGAAGGAUGACAAAAAUUAUUGAUAAAUUAAAUGAAUAAGAGUGGCUUCCCGGGCUGACAAAUAAAUUUUGAAUAGUAGCGGUCAUCGAAUUUCCAUCUAGCUGUUUACCCUACUAUUGUCAAUAUUUGCAGUAGCAGAAGUCUUUGGGGUGAUUUACAGCAUUCAAUUUGGAUUUUCGUUUAAUAAUUAUUAAUAUUUAAAUAAAUGCUACGGUACCACUAUUACUAUUACUAACUGAUACCGUAAAUAAAUAAUUACUAUUCAAUUACUCCAUAAAAUUACUAAUUAAUACAGCAUCGGUAGAGGGAGGAAUAAUGGUGCUGAAUUUCUUCAAUGAAUAGGAAGACUUGAUUUUGCUACAACUGCAACCAACAUUAUUAGACCAAAAGAGUGGCUUCAGUAGCCUAGAUGGAAUUCGUGUUUCAUCUAAAAUAAUUGAUAAUGGAGUGUACCGAUCGAAACUGGUUGUUUUGGAAUUUUUUCUUGUAGAAUCCAUUGAAUAUUUUGAUUUUAGUGUUGUUUGUGACAACAUUGAUUUCGUGAUAGUACAAUUAGAAUUUCUCAAAAGUUGUAGAACUUCCUAUUGGUAUCGUUGAAUCUCUUCAGAAAUACAUAUUAAAAUAUUGAUUG
Molecule: messenger RNA, 1696 nt
Organism: Nilaparvata lugens (brown planthopper)
Lineage: Eukaryota; Metazoa; Arthropoda; Insecta; Hemiptera; Delphacidae
Product: cold and drought-regulated protein CORA
Exons: 2
Coding region: 430-735 (101 amino acids)
Source: RefSeq, a predicted model, not a curated record